UUGUUCCACAGUUGGUCUGAAGCUGCCCCUUUAUAUCAGCUCAAGAUGUACAGCUUCAUGGGAGGGGGCCUUUUCUGCGCCAUCGUGGGCAACAUCCUGCUGGUGGUGUCCACCGCCACCGAUUACUGGAUGCAGUACCGCCUGUCGGGGAACUACGCCCACCAGGGCCUCUGGAGGUACUGCAUGGCCAACAAGUGCUACAUGCAAACCGACAGCAUAGCCUACUGGAACGCCACCAGGGCCUUCAUGAUCCUCUCCGGGAUGUCGUGCUUUGCAGGCAUCAUCGCCGGCAUAAUGUCCUUCUCACACUUCUCCUCCUUUGAAAGGUUCAACCGCUCCUUUGCAGCAGGAAUCAUGUUCUUUGUCUCCACUUUCUUUGUUUUUCUGGGUAUGGCGAUCUACACUGGAGUGACUGUUAACUUCCUGGGAAGGCGCUUUGGGGAUUGGCGCUUCUCCUGGUCCUACAUACUGGGCUGGGUGGCCAUGCUCAUGACCUUCUUUGCAGGUAUUUUCUACAUAUGUGCCUACAGAAUGUGUGAACGCAGAAGGGGAACGGGCCCACGCUAG
This is a messenger RNA of Menidia menidia (Atlantic silverside), 567 nucleotides long. NCBI's taxonomy places the organism in Eukaryota, Metazoa, Chordata, Actinopteri, Atheriniformes, Atherinopsidae. The record is from the annotation of a GenBank genome assembly.